AUGGUGCUCAAGGCGCGUGGGCGAGGGAGCUGCAGCCAAGUUACUGCUGGUGUCAUAGCCAUCAUGGCAAUAACCAUGGCUAUGAGCACCAUGGUAUGGUGGACCACAGUAUCAUCAGGCCCCUUCGCCCCUGGUCUCAACUACAAGGUGGGUUUUGACAUCUCCUCUGGCAGGACAGACCUCAACUUGCUCUGGCCAGACCUGUCCUGCUUCGCCAAUGUCACUGUGCACAUGUGCAUCUAUGACCUCUACCUGCAGGCAAGCUGUGUCAUUGAUCCUCCUGCCCUCAGGCAGACAUUGCUGUGGCUCAUGAACUUUGUUCCAGAGACAGCUGUUCUUGUGCAGGCCAACCUCACAGUGACACUGACUGACACCAACACCAACAUGACAAUUGGUGACUUCACAUUCCUGAUCAGCACCAACUGGUUUGCCCUCAACUACACAUGCCAGUGGACCACCAUUGUCGACUCUGGAGCUGUGGACAACGCUACCAUGAUGGAGAGGAAGACAAUCAUGCUCACAGCACCAGCCAGACGCCACUGGCAGGUAUGCAUGAAGGCAGGCCAGCAGUUGCAGUUCAAGGGUUUCUUCCUCCCCUCACACCUCUACUUCUGCACCUUCAAGAUGUCAACACCCAACAUCAGUCUCCAUCAGGUGAUCAAUGAGCGCCACCAACAGCCCCUGUCAGCAACAGUGCUGGAGUGCCCAUUGCCCAGUGAUUGGUAUCCUCCCAAGGUCAUUGACAUGAUCAUCAUCAGCCACAUCCACAUGUGGGACAUCACAUGCAGCGUCUUCCAUGGACCCAUGGUGGCCAAGUUCAACAUGUCCUUCACCAUGGCCCAGACAUGUGACAACAUCGUACCACCACCAUCAGAGGACUGGACACAGGCCAUCAUUGGAAUGGGCAUGGCGCUGAUGGGCAUCUGUCUGUUGGGUCUGGCGGCCAGUCUCAUGGUGGUCAUCUGGCAUGUGUACAACCAACUGGUGGAUGGCGAUGAACUGUUGGAGAGAGGCAAGACCCAUGAUGUCUCCUUGCCACUCGAGUAA
This is a messenger RNA of Acanthamoeba castellanii str. Neff, 1047 nucleotides long. RefSeq lists its product as uncharacterized. The record is from RefSeq and is a predicted model, not a curated record. Lineage: Eukaryota; Discosea; Longamoebia; Acanthamoebidae. The transcript has 5 exons. Bases 1 to 1047 code for a protein of 348 amino acids.